CAAAGCGAUCGCCGAUUACCUGGGCAGCAAUGGGUACACGGACGCGCUGGAAGCGUUCAAGAAGGAGGCCGACAUGACCGGCGAGAUGGACCGCAAGUUCGGCGGCCUCUUGGAGAAGAAGUGGACCUCCGUCAUCAGGCUUCAGAAGAAGGUGAUGGAACUGGAGUCUAAGCUGUCUGAAGCACAGAAGGAGUUCAUAGAAGGUGCGCCGACGCGGGCCAAGCGCACGCCGGCGGAAUGGAUUCCGCGCCCACCGGAGAAGUUCUGUCUAACUGGACAUCGCGCCACCAUUACUAAGGUAAUAUUUCACCCAGUAUUCAGUUUGAUGGUAUCCUCGAGCGAGGAUGCGACCAUCAAAGUAUGGGACUUCGAGAGCGGCGAGUACGAACGAACCCUGAAGGGUCACACUGACUCCGUUCAGGACAUCGCCUUCGACCAUCAUGGAAAACUACUUGUAUCGUGCAGCGCCGACAUGUCGAUCAAGUUGUGGGACUUCAACCAGACGUUCGAGUGUGUGAAGACAAUGCAUGGGCACGACCACAACGUGUCGUCGGUCGCGUUCUCUCCUAGCGGCGACAUCGUAUACUCCGCCAGCCGGGACAAGACCAUCAAGGCUUGGGAAGUGGCUACGGGCUACUGCAUCAAGACGUACAAGGGUCAUCGCGAGUGGGUGCGCAUGGUUCGCGUGUCUCCCGACGGCUCGCUGCUCGCGUCCUGCUCCAACGAUCAGACCGUGCGCAUAUGGAACGCCGAGACUAACGAAUGCAAGAUGGAGCUCCGCGAGCAUGAGCACGUGGUGGAGUGCGUGUCGUGGGCGCCGGAGGCCGCCGCGGCCGCCAUCAACGAGGCGGCGGGCGGGGACAACCGCCGCGCCAGCCACGCCGGACCCUUCCUCGCCAGCGGCUCCCGGGACAAGUCCGUCAAGGUACCUCGCAUAUAUUACAGAGCUGAACCCAGUCUUUACAGUAAUAUUUUGUUUGUUCGUUCGUUCAUUCUUACUUUAAACAAUCCAGUGAUCAGCCUGCAAUAUUCUAAGCAAACCUAGGUAUCACAAAGUGAU
Pectinophora gossypiella (pink bollworm) is the source of this 1060-nucleotide messenger RNA. RefSeq names its product lissencephaly-1 homolog. Gene Ontology annotation, molecular function: dynein complex binding; microtubule plus-end binding. The transcript has 6 exons. Gene Ontology annotation, biological process: establishment of mitotic spindle orientation; microtubule organizing center organization; vesicle transport along microtubule. The record is from RefSeq and is a predicted model, not a curated record. Gene Ontology annotation, cellular component: nuclear envelope; neuron projection; kinetochore. The coding region runs from base 74 to 1045 and encodes 323 amino acids. Lineage: Eukaryota; Metazoa; Arthropoda; Insecta; Lepidoptera; Gelechiidae.